UAGCAGGUGUCCCGGCGCCAAAGAUGAAACUGGGAAGCUGCAGUGCAAAGAGCAACAUUCGGCUUACAAGUAUGAGACAAUGUCGACGUUUCGGUAGACGGUCGUGGUAAAGGUGAUACCAUCCAUUGUAGAGAUGCUGCAGUUUCUCAGCGUAAUUCUGGUCCUGUCACUUCCUUUGUUCUCCAUAGUGAGGACCACUGACCUGGAAUGGGAUGACAGAGGUUACAUUUUGUUCUGUCUCUGUAUGGGGCGGUUUGGGAACCAAGCAGAACACUUUUUAGGCGGUCUGGCAUUCGCUAAAGCUGUGGACAGGACCCUGAUUCUACCUCCGUGGCGCACAUAUAAAAAUGUCCCAUUUGGUGAGUGGUUUGAUGUGGCUAGUGUAAGAGAAUAUCACAGAGUGAUCACAGCUGAGGACUUCAUGGAGAGACUGGCCCCUAAAUACUGGCCCCAAGGGAACAGGACAGGCUACUGUUUUGGCUACCAAGGGUCAGACAAACCCUGUAAAAUGAAGGAAGGGAAUCCGUUUGGACCGUUCUGGGACGGCCUGGGAGUAGAGUUUGACAACAGUGUGUCCUAUCAUGUCAUGUAUACAGACACCACUGGCUGGAGGAUAAGGUUCCCAGCUGAUAAGGAGCCUGUUGUGGCCCUCAAGGGAGCUCCAGCACCUUACCCCAUGGCGGAGAACACUGUUCCUCUCCAGAAGUACCUCAAAUGGUCAUCAAUAAUAGAGGUUGAGGUUAAAGGUCACAUCACCAAGAUGUUCAGGGGAGAAAAGUUUAUUGGGAUUCACCUUCGCAAUGGUGUAGACUGGAAUAAUGCCUGUAAGAAUGUAGCAGGUGAGAGCAAGUUCAUGGCGUCUCCACAGUGCCUUGGGUAUGGAGGGAGUAAAAAGAUUUCAGCAGAGAUGUGCUUUCCAUCUAAUGAUGAGGUUCUAAGGUUAUUGGAAAAAAUUGUUCAACUGUCUGGUAUCCAGCAAAUAUAUGUUGCAACAGACAAGAAUCCCAUGACAAAAGAAAUUCAGACCCAUUUAACAAACUUCCAGGUUAAAGUUCAUCACUUAGAUCCCUGGCUACCACAGAUAGACCUGGCCAUAUUAGGAAAAUCUGACUACUUUAUCGGCAACUGUAUAUCAUCCUUUACAGCGUUUGUUGCGCGGGAGCGACUUGUCACUGGUAAACCUACAUUUUAUUGGGGAUACAGCAGCUGACAUAGACCUUACAACUAGGAUGAACACCAUACAAUGACAGUUUUCUAUGUCUUGUAUAAACAGACUGUUCUUGAUUAAAUUGCUCUUUUUUAUAUGUUGAUAUAUGUGAAAUGCAAUGAUUCUUGUACACAAUUAUUUUUGUGAUAAGCAUGAAAAGUCAGGAUAAAUUAAGAAAGUGCAUCGUUUCUAUUGGAAGUUUUCAUUUUUUUCUAAAUGAUGGAGAGUUUUCAAGCAAGUGUCUCAGAAUUUGACUUUUUCAGGGGUAAAUAAAGAAUUUCUCCUAUAAUAAUUCUGUCAUUGCAAAACAUGGAAAUAUGGAGAUUGGCCCUGAAGAGAGUAACUCCUGCUUUUCAAACAAGAACUAUUUUUCAUAUGGCCAGAAUGGUCUUAUUCCCUGAUAUGGACACUUUGAUGAGUGCUGGGGACAUGUUAGCUGAAAGUUGCUAGCUUGAUUGACAUUGACGUUUUACAUGGUACCUAUAUAUUAGGUCUGUUAACUCUGACACAUUAAGAUGAAUGGAGUUAGCACACUGAAGUUAUUUCUUGGUCUUAGAAUUUACACACCAUAGCCAAUAGGUUUAUGUGAUAUAUAUAGAGGUUACACUACGAGUGGUUGUUGAAUAUGGUAUUUA
Mizuhopecten yessoensis (Yesso scallop) is the source of this 1842-nucleotide messenger RNA. RefSeq names its product GDP-fucose protein O-fucosyltransferase 1-like. Gene Ontology annotation, molecular function: peptide-O-fucosyltransferase activity. Gene Ontology annotation, cellular component: endoplasmic reticulum. The transcript has 9 exons. Gene Ontology annotation, biological process: protein O-linked glycosylation via fucose; regulation of Notch signaling pathway; Notch signaling pathway. The coding region runs from base 134 to 1210 and encodes 358 amino acids. NCBI's taxonomy places the organism in Eukaryota, Metazoa, Mollusca, Bivalvia, Pectinida, Pectinidae. The record is from RefSeq and is a predicted model, not a curated record.